This is a messenger RNA of Capronia coronata CBS 617.96, 1572 nucleotides long. RefSeq lists its product as uncharacterized. Gene Ontology annotation, biological process: ceramide biosynthetic process. Gene Ontology annotation, cellular component: membrane. Lineage: Eukaryota; Fungi; Ascomycota; Eurotiomycetes; Chaetothyriales; Herpotrichiellaceae. Bases 1 to 1572 code for a protein of 523 amino acids. The transcript is spliced from 2 exons. Gene Ontology annotation, molecular function: sphingosine N-acyltransferase activity. The record is from RefSeq and is a predicted model, not a curated record.
AUGGACGGCAGGAAUUUGGCGGAUCAGGAGAAACUAGAAAGAAUAUCUCAACCGGCGACCAACCGACGUCCACACAAUGAUACACCCUCACAAAAGACCGCUUGGCCUAGAUGGCAGAAAAGGGGGAAAGAGAAGAGCAGCCUGGCACUCGCUGGCACAUGGAUCGUGGACCAUCAAAUCAGUAUAUCUCUGAAUCUCAUCUCGAUGCUGUUCUUCAUACACACAUUCUUCCCUCCCGCGCGCCACCAUACCCAGAAAUUCUUCCGCAUUUCCUACUACAACCCGGCCACUGGCACGUUUGCCCUUGGCUGGGACGACAUUUUCUUCGUCUUCUACUGGAUUGUCGUCUUUAGCGGCCUUCGCUGUGCGGUCAUGGACUAUUUGCUCGGACCCCUGGCAUCCUCCCUGGGCAUCAAGAAGAAAAAGCCAAAGGUUCGAUUCGCAGAACAAGCGUGGCUUUUGCUCUACUACAGCAUUUCCUGGAGUGUUGGCAUGUACACCAUGUAUACCUCGGAUUACUGGUUGGACGUGCGGGCAUUAUGGCGAAAUUGGCCGAUUCGAGAGAUGGAAGGACUGGCGAAAUGGUACUACCUGGUCCAAUUCGGCUUUUACCUGCAGCAAAUCGUGGUGGUCAACAUCGAGGAGCGCCGCAAGGACUACAUGCAGAUGUUUGUGCACCACAUCAUCACCUGUUGCCUCAUAUUCACCUCCUAUGGCUAUCACCAAUAUCGGGUCGGGACUCUGAUCCUCUCCCUGAUGGAUAUUGUGGACGUGAUCUUGCCGACGGCCAAGAUCCUCAAGUACCUCCACUUCAACACUGCAUGCGACGUCGCUUUUGGCGUGUUCAUGGUCACCUGGUUUGUCACAAGGCAUGUACUGUACACCUGGGUCUUGUACAGCAUUUAUGCCCACAUCCCCCAAGAGAUCAGAUACGGUUGUUACCAAGGAAGCGUGCUUGACCUGAAGGGGCCGUCACCGACGCCCAAUGACUGGAGUCACCUGAUACAGCCAUUCCGGGAUCCUGUGGGGCUCGUGUGUUGGAACAACAGCAUCAAAUGGGCUUUCCUCCUGUCGCUUGUCGCACUGCAGGUAGUUCUGCUCAUCUGGUUUGCCGCAAUCAUCAGAGUCGCCUACAGAGUCCUGACCGGGCAAGGGGCGGAUGAUGUCCGCUCGGAUGAUGAGGAUGACGAGGAGGAAGAUAUCUCGACGGAAAGAAUGCAUCUGGCGGGCCCUGAAAACAAAGGAAGUAAUUACAUCGACACCGUCCAACUCUGCGUCGAGCCACAGUCACAUCACGAGACCGAGGUCCUAAGCACAGACGCCAACUUCUCUCUGUCCAACUCGUCGAAAUCGACGAUGAGGUCAAAACCCAAGCACAAGCCAGCUUCCUUUGGAUCGGCCCCAGAACGGAGCGCCGGGUCGGACAUUACACGUUCUACUUCGAACGGCAGCCGGAGGAAGCACAAGCACGAAUCAGCCCACUCGUCGAGCGUCAAUCUGCUCGCGGCUAGCAGCGAUCGCAAGGAGCUCCUCGGCCGCAUUGGCUGUGACAAGGGUACCGCUUCCGAAUAG